AUGUCAACUCAAUUCCCAUCGCUCAAACGGGCCCAGACGGACCUCCCUGCGCAGUCCUCCAGCCCAUUACGACACGGGUCGACAGCGUCCACGAACUCAUCUGCCUACUCUGUCGCGUCAAGUUCAUUUGUCCCGAGUCGAACCAGCACUGUCUCCUCUAAUGCGUCGAUACCAAACACAUUGGGCCAUCUGCGAGGGAAGAGCGAAGCAGCCAGUAUAGGCUCAACAAACACCGUCACGGACGCAAUGGAACGAGGAACCUGGUCAAAUGCUGGCUCGGCAUACGACAACAUUCGCCGAUCACUGCGCCCACUCUCUCAGGCGCCCAAUGCAUCCUCUAUUGUGAAUACGGGGGGAUACCGACACUCACGAAGCAACACCCUCGAUGAAUCACAUCCCUGGAAGGACGCUCGACCCAGCACACCCGAAUCACGCCAUGUCCGCCAGCAAGAGAACGAGUCUCCACGUUACAAAGCUCACGCUUUCGAGUCACAAACCUCUCCACCCGUCUCUCCUCACAACUUCUCUCCUGUUCCCGGAACAUCGAGACCCUCGUCUCCUCAAAAGUCACUAUCUCACGGUCCUCCACAACUCACCGCCCAGCUUUCGGCUCCAGAGCUUGAAACUUUCCAAAAAUCAUCUACUGGUCAUCUGAGAACCCUUUCCAAGAUUGCACAGUCGGGUGAAGGCGAGGAUUUCCAGUUUGGCUCAUCGACAGGUUCCGUGGUGGGUCUGCAAGGCCGUCGACGCUUGAAGCGUGCGGGUUCGGUAGCCGGGAGGAAUGGCGCAAUAUCACCCGAGAAGCCGAAGGCUUCCUCAUGGGCGGCUGGCAACUGGAUGGACCAGCAACGUCAAUUCAUCCAAGCAUACGAAUAUCUGUGCCAUAUCGGAGAAGCCAAACAAUGGAUUGAAGAUGUGAUUCAAAAGCAGAUCCCGCCUAUUGUUCAGCUGGAGGAAGGGCUUCGAGACGGUGUGACUCUGGCGGAAGUGGUGCAAGCCAUGUACUCUGGCCGAACCCUGCGUAUUUUCCGACACCCCAAGUUACAGUACCGCCACUCAGAUAACAUCGCCUUGUUCUUCCGAUUUCUUGAUGAGAUUGAGCUCCCAGAGCUGUUCCGAUUCGAACUCAUUGAUUUGUACGAGAAAAAGAAUCUUCCCAAGGUCAUCCAUUGUAUCCAUGCCUUGUCUUGGCUUCUUUUCAAGAAUGGCAUGCUGGACUUCCGCAUGGGCAACUUGGUGGGCCAACUCGAGUUUGAACAUCACGAACUUGAGAAAACUCAGAAAGGUCUCGACAAAUCUGGUGUCAGCAUGCCUAGCUUUGCGGGCAUGGCCGCAAACUUUGGCGCUGAGCCCGAGCCCGAACCCGUCGAGUCAGAGGAGGAACGCAUCGAUCGAGAACUACAUGAAAAUGAAGCUGAGAUCUGCGAUUUCCAGGCUCAAAUCAGAGGCGCCAUGUUGCGAUUACAGCUUGGCAACACCAUGACAGAUCUGUGGGACUUUGAGCCCCUCUUGAUUGAAUUGCAGUCACGUCUGCGCGGGGACUUUGCACGCCAGAUCAGUAAUUACCGACUCAGUAUGUAUCAAUUUGCAGUUGAGCUACAAGCAAUUAGUCGAGGGUUUGUUGUACGCCGUCGGCAACAAGACGACCACCACUGGCGCCAAGCCCAAGAACACGAUGUUUUGCAGCUUCAGAGCUUGAUUCGAGCGUCUAAAGCACGUUCUCGGGGUGCUCUUUUGCAAACUCGCGUGCGACGAGAAGAGUCUGGAAUCAAGCAGUUCCAGGCCGCGAUUAGGGGUGCAAUGCAACGUAUGAACGUUGCUGAUCAAUACCAGCAAUCCCGACAAUCACAAAACGAUGUCACCAACCUUCAAUCCGCCAUUAGAGGUGCAUUACAACGAAUGAGUGUUUCUUAUUUGUACGAACAGUCUCGGCAAGCAGAAAACGAUGUCACCAGCCUCCAAUCAGCCAUCAGAGGUGCAUUGCAGCGUACGAGCGUUUGCGAGCAAUACGAUGAGUCUCGGCAAGCAGAAACUCAAGUCAUAUCCCUUCAAGCUGCCAUGAGAGGUGCCUUGUGCCGAACCCGGAUGAAUGCCCAGUCGCAUGAAGUCAAAGAGGUCGAGACUCCAGUCCGGUCACUACAAGCGGCCAUCCGAGGAUUCUUGGCUCGACAGCAAGUGUCUGGCACGAAAGCUUUACUCAGCAAAGAAGCUUCUCAUAUCACGAUUGUUCAAUCUAAUGUCAGGGCUUUGAUAGCUAGAACACGUCACUGUCAGUUGUUGCAAGAACUGGCAUUGACCGAGGAUGAGUGUGCUACACUGCAAGCUCUGGCACGGGCCGCGGCGGUGAGAAAGAAUAAUACUGCUCUUCGCGCCGAGCUUGCUGAACAUCUAUCGCUAGUGAUCAACCUCCAGGGUAUUCUCAGGGGACAGGUGUUGAGACAGUCAUUAGACGAACAAAGGGCGGCUCUGUCUAAGGAGGAACUUUCAAUAUUGGACUUGCAGUCUCGAGUCCGAGGUGUGAUCCACCGGAACCACUUGCUCGCAGAACGCAAUGUACUGGAUCAGGAAGAGCAUGCCAUCAUUGAUCUCCAGGCACUUGCUCGUGCUGCCAUCUCGCGCAUUGAGGUUGGCGACAUUCUGUCCCGCCUGGAAGAUAGCGAGGAGGAUAUUGUUCAGCUUCAAGCUCUAUCUCGGGCAAUGCUCGCACGAGUCGAAGUUGGUGAUAUUUUGACCGAUCUUGAGGCCGAGGAAGAAAUCAUCGUUGAUAUCCAGUCGCGCAUGAGAGGUAUUUUUAUUCGCAACCAAUUUGAAGAAAGACGUCGCCAUUAUAACGAAAACAUGGAGAAGGUCAUUAAGGCACAGAGUGUCAUCCGAGGCCGGAUUCAGGGUCAGGCUUACAAGAGCUUGACCAGUGGAAAGAACCCACCCGUUGGCACAGUCAAGGGCUUCGUGCAUCUUCUCAACGAUAGCGAUUUCGACUUCGACGAGGAGAUCGAAUUUGAGCGCCUGCGGAAGGUGGUUGUUCAGCAAGUGCGACAGAAUGAGAUGGCUGAACAAUACAUCAGCCAACUUGACAUCAAGAUCGCUCUCCUUGUCAAGAACAAGAUCACACUUGACGAAGUUGUCAAGCAUCAAAAACAUUUCGGCGGCCACAUUGGAAACCUUCUGUCCAACACUGAGAUCUCUUCCAAAGAUCCGUACGAUCUCAAGGCCCUGAACAAGACUUCAAGAAAGAAGCUUGACCAAUAUCAGGUGUUCUUUUUCCUCCUUCAAACCCAAUCACAGUACUUGGCUCGGUUGUUCAAACGACUGCGUGAGGUCAAUACCUCGGACAAGGAAUAUGAGAGGAUCAGGCACUUGAUGAUGGGUCUCUUUGGUUACUCCCAGAAAAGACGCGAGGAGUAUUACCUCAUCAAGCUUCUGUCACGAUCUGUUAAAGAAGAUAUCGAGAGUUUCACGUCCCUUCCUGAGUAUCUGCGCUGCACAUCCUUCUGGAACAAGCUUUUCGCCUCUUAUGCUAAGUCACCCCGCGACCGAAAGUUCAUGCGCGAUGUACUGGGAGCUGUUGUGAAGGAGUCUGUCAUUGACAACCCGGAUCUUGAUCUAGAGAGCGACCCCAUCCAAAUCUACCGUUCUGCGAUCAACAACGAGGAGCUUCAAACGGGUCAACGAAGCCGCCGACAGCCAGAUCUUCCCAGAGAGGAAGCUAUCCGAGACCCUGAAACCAGAGAGACAUUUAUUCAGCAUUUGCAGGAUUUGCGUGAUAUUGUUGAUCAGUUCUUCUUGGGCUUCGAGGACUUCCUCUACCGUAUGCCAUUCGGCAUCAGAUACCUCGCACAGCAGAUGUACCAAAAUCUGCUCGAGCGCUUCUCUGGGGAAGACCAAGGUUACAUCCUACAAACGGUUGGCCACUGGGUAUGGAAGAACUAUUUCCAACCCGCUGUGCUAGAGCCAGAAAAAUAUGGAGUUGUUGACCGAGGUUUGACCCAAGAACAAAAGCGCAAUUUGGGAGAAAUCUCCAAGGUUGUCGCACAAAUCGCUUCUGGAAGACUGUUCGGUGCCGAAAAUGUCUAUCUACAGCCACUCAAUACCUACAUUGCAGAGUCAAUCCAGCGCUUAGGCCGAAUCUGGGGCCAGAUGAUUUCGGUCCAGGAUGCAGAGACCUAUUUCGACAUCGACGAAUUCAACGAUCUCUAUGCCAAAGCCAAACCUACACUGUACAUUAAGAUGUCAGACAUCUUCUCGAUUCACCAGUUGGUCGCAUCAGAGAUCAACCACAUGUGCACCCACCCCGAUGACUUCCUGAAAGAUCUUGUUCGUGAAUUGGGCAACGUGAAGAGCAAUGAGAACGAAUUGAUGGCCGUCAGCUCUACCGAGAUCAACCUCACAUUGAACCCGAAGCUGGCUCAGGUUGAAGACCCGGAAGCGGACAUCAAAACGCUCUUCAUGGAGACCAAACGAUGUAUUCUCUACAUUAUUCGAGUCCAGACCGGCUCCAACUUGAUGGAAGUCAUGCUCAAGCCACCAACGGUUGAAGAUGAAGAAAGGUGGCAGACAUUGGUUCACGAGGAGAUCAACACCAACAGCCCACGCCGAGGUGCCUACUCCGAGGCUAAUAGCUUGAUUGACAUUGGAUCCAUGGGCUAUGCAGAGCUCAAGGGUAUCGCACUUGAGAACAUCCUUCGACUCGAACAAAGUGGCAAGAUCAACCGUCACAACCAUUACCAGGACCUAUUGAAUGCCAUUGCAUCCGACAUUCGCACCAAGCAUCGUCGGAGAAUCCAGCGAGAGCGUGAACUGGAAGGUGCUCGAUUGACCUCUCAACGCCUGAGCGGCCAAGCCGUGUACUUAGAUCAGCAGCUCAAGACCUACAAUGACUACAUCGAGCAAGCCAUGAUCACGUUGCAGAACAAGAAGGGGAAGAAGCUGGGAUCAUCAGAGGGAACUCAAAAAACAGGCAAGGUGUUCAAGUUUGGAUCUUACAAAUACUCUGCUCGCACUCUGGCCGAUCGAGGUGUUCUGGUCGCCUGGAAGGGCUAUUCCGAGCGACAAUGGGAUCGUGUCGACCUGACAAUUUCCAGUAAUGAAGUCGGCGUCUUCACCAUUGAUGGCAGCAGCGGAAAUAUGAUGAUCCCAGGCGCCAAUGCACAGGUACCGCUGGACGACUUGCUGCAGGCUCAGUUCAACAACACGCAGUUCAUGGAUUUCUUCGACGGACAUAUGCGGGUCAAUGUCAACCUUUUCUUGCACCUGAUUAUGAAGAAGUUCUAUAAUGAGUGA
This is a messenger RNA of Penicillium canescens, 5280 nucleotides long. Its product is annotated as putative Ras GTPase activating protein. The transcript is spliced from 4 exons. The record is from RefSeq and is a predicted model, not a curated record. The coding region runs from base 1 to 5280 and encodes 1759 amino acids. Gene Ontology annotation, biological process: regulation of GTPase activity; regulation of actin cytoskeleton organization. Gene Ontology annotation, cellular component: cytoplasm. NCBI's taxonomy places the organism in Eukaryota, Fungi, Ascomycota, Eurotiomycetes, Eurotiales, Aspergillaceae. Gene Ontology annotation, molecular function: GTPase activator activity; protein binding.